Molecule: messenger RNA, 849 nt
Organism: Adineta ricciae
Lineage: Eukaryota; Metazoa; Rotifera; Eurotatoria; Adinetida; Adinetidae
Source: the annotation of a GenBank genome assembly
AUGAAUGACGAUUAUAAUGAAAACUCUCGUCCACAAUUAGCAGCUGUAGAUUCAACAAUUCCAUACAUUUGUGAAGCGAUUAACGUACUCGAUAUUUCAUCUUGUACGCCUAUGAUUAUUGCUGAUUUUGGAUCGGCUCAUGGACGUAAUUCAUUCAAAUUCUCUUUCGAUUGGUUAUUCAUCCACGUCACUUCAUUAUGGCUUUCACGAAAACCUUGUAAUCUUUCAAAUCAUUGUUCAUCAUUAUUUGCACAAGGUGAUGAACUUCAAGCAUUUCAAGAACAAGCACAUCUUGAUUGGAAUCACUUUCUUCAACAUCGUUCACGUGAAUUAAUCAUCGGAGGUAUAUUGACUCUUGUCAUUCCUGCUGUCGAUGAUCAAGGUUCUAAUGGCUUUGAUAUCAUUCGAGAAAUUCUCUAUCAAUGUGCUCAAUCACUUCUUACUUCACAAGAAUUACUUGAAUAUACUUUGCCCAUAUAUGCGCGAAACUAUUCGGAAUGUAUCAAUGAUGAAUUAUUUGCUCGUUAUAAUUUCAAACGAAUGAAAUCAGAAUUUGGUUCCGUAGCAAUACCUUUCAUUAAACAAUGGCAAGAUAAACAAUUAACAUCUUAUGUUCGUAGUUGGUCAGAUGUAAUUCUUCGACAAACUCUAUUACUGAAUAAUAGAUCAGAUCAAGAUAUUGAACAAAUAGCAAAUCAAUUUUGGAAUUGCUAUGAUCAAGAAAUAACAUCACGUCUGAGUGAAUAUGAACUCUACAGAUCUGGUAGUGCAAAAAAGAAAUGGUUUAAGAAUAAUAGUCAACUGACAUAUACUCAUAUCCUUGGAAACGGUUUUUUCGUAAAUGGUUGA